GUUGGAGCCCUGACAACAGCCAUAGACCACGUCGACCAAAGCAUCAUCACUUCCACACAGCCGCACUUGCUCCCAUGUUCGACAGUGUCCUCUUCCACGAUCACCCACCUGUGCCUGAAGAAAGCACAUGGAUCGCCGCGGGGUCGGCGCUAACGCAGCUGACUUGGUUGUACCUGCUCGGGCGCAUCACGUUUACUUCGGACGAUCUUACCACGGCCAUGGGGAACCUUCCAUGGAUGUUUGGUGUCGUGGGUGUGAUCGCGGCUGUACUCCUCUCGUCUCCCUCGUCUUCGUUUCGGCCAUCAUCGUCACCAUCAUCGCCGUCGUUGAAGGGAAAGGCGGUACCUACUUCCACCACCGACCACCACCUCGUGCGUGCGGGAAUCCAAGGCGGCCUCCUCGCCACCCUGUUCCUUCUCCGCAUGUGCAUGCUUCACUUCUGUGGCCUGCAGUUUGCCUCUCUCGUCGAGUCUGCAAGCUACUGCCUCGCGGAACCCCUGUCCAAAGCGUUGCGUUCGACACACGCGCCCGUUCACGGCAUCAUGGCCAUCGCCGGCGGGUAUGCCCUGGCCCUCGUGUUCCCGUGCAUCAUCUCGACAUCAUCUUCAUCAUCAUCCACCGGUCCAUCUCUGCUCUUCCACAUGUCGCUCUUUGCCGCGUCCGUUGCGCUCCAGCACAUGUAUCGCUCGCUCCAACCGUCUCAACCUUGCCAAACCACGACCAAUGUCACUAUUUUGACCCACACUGUGGUGGUGUAUGUCACUGCAGCGAUGGUCACUGCGUUGGCGUCACACUGCCUCAUUCCCUCCCCAAGCAUUCACCUUCCGCCACUCGAGCAGCCGCAAUCUCAUGGCGUCGGCAGCAUCAUCAGCUUGAUUGUCGUGGGUAUAUUGUCCAUGUUGCUGCCAGCUACGACCUUCCAAGACGACGAUAUGGACUCGCGUCAAGCGCAUUGGAAUGUAUCUGUGCGUUUGGCAGUGCAGUUUCCCCUGGCUUUAGUGACAUCGUGGUUGCCAGGUGGGACGAAUACGUGGCAUUUGGUGGUGCACGCGAUCGUGUCAUGGACUGCGCUGUCGUCGAUUGCAUGGGGAUGGUGGCUUUACUUGUCGACAUUGCACAAGCCAGCAGCAGCACUACGACCAUCAGCUGCCACGUCAUGUAUCCUGGUGACGUGGCACGCCCUGGCACCAGCAACCCAAAAGAUCCUGCUCUUCCUCACAGGCAACAUUGUGUACAUGUUUGUCGAGUUUGCAGUGGGGUACAUGACGAAUUCCCUUGGACUCUUAAGCGAUGCUGGCCACAUGCUGUUUGAUAAUGGCGCGCUCGUGAUUGGCCUUGGCGCGUCCUUGGCGGCGACGUGGCCGCGCACGGCCCGCUUUCCAUACGGAUUCGAUCGCAUUCAAGUGCUAAGUGGGUUUGUGAACUCGCUCUUGUUGCUGGUCAUGGCCGUUCACUUCAUGCUGGAAGCCGUCGAUCGAGUGCUCGACCCGCCUACGAUCACGACAGAUCACCUAUUGCUUACGUCUGUGGGGGGUCUCGUCAUGAAUGGCGUCGGGCUCGUGUGGUUUCACGACUUGGCUCAUGGGCAUUCCCAUGGAGAUGGAAGUGAUGGAGGAUGUAUGUCGAAAGACGCCAACCUUGUAGGCGUGUACCUGCAUGUGUUGGCCGACACGAUGGGAUCGGUGGGAGUGAUCCUGUCGUCGGUGUGUAUCGACUGGUUUGGAUGGUUUAUCAUGGACCCAAUCUGUUCGGGGUUCAUUUCGAUCGUGAUUGUGCUGUCCACGCUGCCGCUGCUCCGAGAUACAAUGGCCCAGCUCAUGCAAGGGAUUCCGUCGUCGUCCGCCGCCGCCGUCGAACUCGCCCGGCAACGCGUCGCGCAACUGCCGUUUGUCCACCAUGUCGACCAAGUGCAUGCGUGGUCUCAUGCUGGCAACCUCGUCGUGACAAUGCAUGUCGUGGUUCUUGAGAAUGUUGGUGAAGCGGUCACUCGAAUCCGCCACGUCAUUGCCCAAGCCGUGCAUGUGCACCAGUUGACGGUUCAAGUGACCCAUGUCACGGAACCUUUGGAUAGUGACCAAAUUAGUGACCACCACCAUCACGGGAGUAGUAGUGACCACCACCACGGCCACUCGCAUAGCCACGGGGGAUGUGCCCAUCAUUAACUUAACAAAAUGGAACUGUUAGUUCCAGCUUAUUAACUGUUAGAAGCAACUAACUAAGGUUCGUU
Aphanomyces astaci is the source of this 2227-nucleotide messenger RNA. RefSeq lists its product as hypothetical. NCBI's taxonomy places the organism in Eukaryota, Oomycota, Saprolegniomycetes, Saprolegniales, Verrucalvaceae. Gene Ontology annotation, cellular component: membrane; Golgi apparatus. Gene Ontology annotation, biological process: transmembrane transport; zinc ion transport; intracellular zinc ion homeostasis. The record is from RefSeq and is a predicted model, not a curated record. The transcript has a single exon. Gene Ontology annotation, molecular function: zinc ion transmembrane transporter activity. The coding region runs from base 75 to 2162 and encodes 695 amino acids.